Mandrillus leucophaeus (drill) is the source of this 2483-nucleotide messenger RNA. RefSeq names its product ADP-ribosylation factor related protein 1 (gene ARFRP1). The record is from RefSeq and is a predicted model, not a curated record. The transcript is spliced from 7 exons. Gene Ontology annotation, biological process: intracellular protein transport; Golgi to plasma membrane protein transport; protein localization to organelle. Gene Ontology annotation, molecular function: GTPase activity; GTP binding. Gene Ontology annotation, cellular component: Golgi apparatus. NCBI's taxonomy places the organism in Eukaryota, Metazoa, Chordata, Mammalia, Primates, Cercopithecidae. The coding region runs from base 80 to 685 and encodes 201 amino acids.
GCUGACCGCCGGGGGAAGCCCGGGGGAGGGAGCCGCGUUCUGGCUGCGCACUGACACGUGUCGGGGCGCCCAGGGCAGGAUGUACACGCUGCUGUCGGGCUUGUACAAGUACAUGUUUCAGAAGGACGAGUACUGCAUCCUGAUCCUGGGCCUGGACAAUGCUGGGAAGACGACCUUCCUGGAGCAGUCAAAAACCCGGUUUAACAAGAACUACAAGGGAAUGAGUCUAUCCAAAAUCACCACCACCGUGGGUCUGAACAUUGGCACUGUGGAUGUGGGAAAGGCUCGGCUCAUGUUCUGGGACUUAGGAGGGCAGGAAGAGCUGCAGUCUUUGUGGGACAAGUAUUAUGCAGAGUGUCACGGCGUCAUCUACGUCAUUGACUCCACCGAUGAGGAGAGGCUGGCCGAGUCCAAGCAGGCGUUCGAGAAGGUGGUGACCAGCGAGGCGCUGUGCGGUGUCCCUGUCUUGGUGCUGGCCAACAAGCAGGAUGUGGAGACGUGCCUCUCAAUCCCUGACAUCAAGACGGCCUUCAGCGACUGCACCAGCAAGAUCGGCAGGCGGGAUUGCCUGACCCAGGCCUGCUCGGCCCUCACGGGCAAAGGGGUGCGCGAGGGCAUCGAGUGGAUGGUGAAGUGUGUCGUGCGGAACGUGCACCGGCCGCCGCGGCAGAGGGACAUCACGUAGGCGCGGCCGCGCUGCCGUCGGGACGGCUGGUGCCCGGUGCUGGAGGAGCGGCCUGUUGGCUGCUCGUCUGGGGGGUGGGUUUGCUUUGCUUUGGGGUUCUUCCAUUUCCUUUGUUUUCUCGAAGACAAACUUUCCUCUACGUCUGGAAAAGUGUAGGCCUCGGAGGUUUUGGAGGGGAGUCUGGCCGCCCGGCUAACGCCCUCUGGCGGCAGCCUUUCCAUGGGGCGCUGCGGUGGCCUUUCUGGGCCCUUUCGGGGGGGUCUGAGGGAGACCUGGUUGGGAAUCGGGGCUCCAGUGCUCAGGCUGGCUUGGACUGCCUGGGGACAGCCCUGUGGGGCCUUUGGGAGAUUCCGUGGCUGCAUGUCCACCCCAUCGAGAAGGAGGCCAGUCAGCCAUGGUUGCCCUCUGGCUUGUGCCCCGUGACCCUGGAGGUGGUCUGGGGCUGAUCUUGCCUUGAGGAAGACCCAGGCCAUGUCCCCAAAGGCCAGCGGGGGCCCUGGAUUCUGAUGCAGCCUCGGGACAGAGCCGAGGAGGCCUGUGAGGGAAGACAUACACUCCGCACCUGAGCCUGGCUUCGCCUCAUCUUAAUCCCCUGGGAGGGAGCUGAUGCAAAAAAGCUGAGGGGGCCUCUGCUGGGAGUGGCUGUUUUUGUGCCCCAGCCCUGCAAGUGGGGAGUGUGUGUGGGGGUCCAGAGCCCUCUCCCAGCCAAGAGAGAACCUCCUGGAGGGGUUCUCUGGGGGGCCCUGUGUCAGUGCUGUGCAGGGCCUGCGUCCCCUGCUUGGGAGUAAGACUGAUCCUGGGGCCCUCCCUGCACAGCCCCCACUGGGCCUGCCGAGGGCUCUGUUCUUCCUCAGUCUGGCUGUGGGCAGGAGCCGCCUGCCCAGUGCUGCCCAGGAUGAGUGCAAAAUAAAGACAGCAAGUGUGGGUCUGUCCAUCCCUUCCCUCCUGGAGGGCUGAGGCUUGGCUCCUGGCUGUUGGACACGGUGACGGUGGCACUGGACUGCUCAGGGGCUGGUGGGCAGGUGAGGGGCUCCCCAGGUGGGUCUGGAGCCUGGAGAGUCCAGGCACUCCCUUCCUGCGGAUGUGGGAAGGACGUGGGGGGCCUGGGAGGAGCUGCUGGGAAGGGGCAUGAGUCAGGGUGGGGGUGGCACAGCAGCUGCGGGGCUGUGACUCACGGGAGUCGGGCCCUGGAAGUCCCCGCGUCAUCUCCAGGGGACCCUGUGUGUGUUUUGCAGGUUGGUUCCCAGGACCUAGGGGGCGGGGCCUCCAGCCACGGGAAACUGGCCACGCAGGGGAGUGUGGCUGGGGCGGGCCCCCAGUUGCUCUGGAUGCAUCUGAAGGCUUCAGAGCCUGCCCCAAAGGGGAAAAGCUUCACUUCCCAGGAAGCAUGGGAGGCCUGGAGGAGGUGUUUGGCAGGUCUCCUCUUGGGAAAUCCCCUGAGAGUUGGGAGUGGGAGGAAUUCAAAAGAGGGGGUUAGUGUGGGGCCCCGGCGACUGGGGCUGGCCUGAGCCCCGUCCUGUUCUUCGAGCAAUGAUACCCUCCCAGGCCUUGACCCUCCCUGAGCUUCAGGGGCCCCCGCCACGUGCCACAGUCAACGGGAGCGUAGAGGAGGCACUCCCAGUGAUCCUCCCUGGGAGGGUCUGAGGUAGGGGAAGCCCCGAGCAACAGUUCUGAUGGCAGCCUGAGGGAUCUGGGCACACCGGGCGGCUCAGGUGUCUGCGGCUGCCCUCCCAGUAGCUGUGCAACUACAACCAGUUUUAUGAAAAGGCUUUAUAAAAAUAAGCUUUAAGAAACCUCA